Ziziphus jujuba (common jujube) is the source of this 2014-nucleotide messenger RNA. RefSeq lists its product as uncharacterized. The coding region runs from base 414 to 1676 and encodes 420 amino acids. The record is from RefSeq and is a predicted model, not a curated record. The transcript has 13 exons. Gene Ontology annotation, cellular component: SAGA complex. Lineage: Eukaryota; Viridiplantae; Streptophyta; Magnoliopsida; Rosales; Rhamnaceae.
CAAACCCAAAAUCAGAAGGCAUUCCCAUAUUUAGCCAGUUUUGCCACCUCUCUCUCAUCUCUCUCUCUCUCUCUCUCUCUCUUCCUGAAGGAGAGCCAAAAAAGAGAGAGGAGAGAUAUUUUCAGCGUUUUAAUUUUAUUUUUUCUCGCGAAAAUAAUGAGAAUGAUAUAGAACGAAAAUUCUCUUCCCGUUUCUAGGGUUUCCGUUUUUCGUCAUUGCCAAGCUUCUUUGUUGCUUUCGCUUUGCCUUCUUUCUCAUCCACUUAAUUAUUGUACGGACUCCUCAACGAGAUCCCAAAUUCUGCGCUCGAGAUAGGGAUUUACUUCGGAUUUUGUAGAGUCUUUUAUCGGUUUGGUUCUUGGAGGAUUUUUUUUUUUUUUUUAAUAGUUCGAGUUGCAGAGUUACGAGUUUCAAUGGUAUGCUCGCUUGGAAGUGGAAGGAUGGCGGUUAUGGCAAGGCUUCUGGCAGCAAAAAGUUUCUCACCAAGUAUAACUGAGGAAGUUGGCCAUCAGAAAUUAGCUGCUCAAUCGAUUUGCAGAGAAUUAAGUGAGGCAGAUGAAGCAAAUUUGCUUGAUGAAGAAGACAUGCAUGUUUUUGGUUUGAAGCCUAUGGAUGAUCCCUUGCAUUUGGUAUGCUGCAAUGCUUGUAAAAAACCUGUGAAGGCCAGUCAAUAUGCGGCACAUGCAGAACUUUGCAGGACGUUAAAUUCUAUAGAAGAAAAUAAUUUGGGGCUUGAUGGCUGUAUAAGGCAUAGGAAACCUACAAAGAAGGAGAGGAAAAAGCUACUAACUGCUUACGCUAACAAGGCUACAUCAGUUGUGGAGUUAGAAAGGUCUGAAUCUAUUGAUGCAAAUGAUACUGGCGUUUCACAAUCAAAGUUGGAUGGACUUCUUGGAAAAAGGAAUUCAGCCUAUGUAGAUACGAAAUAUUUGAUGGAUGGUUCAGGACUUAGUCCUGGAAAUACGGAUCACUCAGCCUGUGUAAUGGCUCCACCAACAAAACGUUCUAAAUUGAUAGCAGGCGGGUGGUUACCACUAUCAGAUGAUAUAGAAACGGUGGCUGCUGUAUCGAAAGUCACAAGUUCUCAAGACACAUGUAGGGAUUCUUUGAAAGGGACUGUUUCUGUGAGCAACACACCUAAUGAUCAAGUUUUUGUUUGCAAGACUUCUGGGAAAGUUGAUGAAUGUUGCCAGCCACUGGAAGAUAUUCCAUUUCCCCUUGCUUCCAAAGUAUAUUACUCGCAAAGAAGCAAUCGUCUGCGUUCAGCACUUUGUCGUCUUUACUGUGAGUCAGUGGCAUCAACUAAACAGCUUUUCAGUGAUCCGGUGAAUUCAGAAAUGUUGAAUGAAACCAUGAUUCCAUCACAGGCUUCUUCUCAGAAGAACAGUCCACUUAAGCAAAGAAAUAACCUAUUAAACAACAAGCAGGAUUCACUCUCUAUGCCUUCUAUGCGUAAACCUGAUCAAUUUCUUGUGCAAAGUUCAGAAGUAUGCUUGGGUACAUCUGGCGGUUGCCAGCCUCCCGGUGACUUCUCAAAGCAAUUUCCUGCUGAUAAUGUUCCAAGACCUCAGGUUACACCUGCCAGUUUAACAAGGAACAAAUACCUUCCAAAACCUUUCUCAGGACAAUCGUUGGGGACAGUGCAGCAGCAAAAUGGUAGCGUUCCUGUGAUAUAGGGGUAGUUGCAGGCUUUUUGUUUUUGCAGGAUGAAUUGUAAUUAACCGAUGCUAGUUGAGGCUGUAGAACUUAGGAUCCCUUUUUUUUUUUUUCUUUUUUCUAUUUUUUUUUUCUAUUUUUUGUUGAUAUUUUAUCUGAGCAACUUGUUAGAAGUUGUUCGUUAGAGCCUUAUGCAUCAUUGCCGAAUACUGCUCUGUUUAUAAUAUUCAAAUAUGAAGGAAAAUCUUUUGAAAUUGUUAUACCUAAGGUUUGAACCUUCGUCUGCAGAUUUGUAAAUUUGGCUUCUGUAAAUAUAACUUUCAUCUUUUAGUUGUAAAUUUGGCUUCUUCUUCUUUCA